AUCAGCACCAUAUACAAGUCGAUAUAACAUAAUAGAUUGAACUUGUUUCAAUAGUACUUUUCUUUGUGAAUAUAGAUUUUUACAAGAACCUUCUAAAAUGUUCAAGUCUCAACCGCUUUCAAAGGCUGUUAAGCCUUUUGCUAACAUGUUGAAAGAUCCAUCAAAGAAGUAUAAAGCUUUUAAAGGUGUUUCUCUUCCAAACAGAACUUGGCCAAAUAAAACUAUCACCAAGGCUCCAAGAUGGCUUUCCACCGAUCUUCGUGAUGGUAACCAAUCUCUUCCAGAUCCAAUGUCGAUUCCUGAAAAGAAGGAAUACUUUCACAAAUUACUUGAACUUGGAUUUAAAGAAAUUGAAGUUUCUUUCCCAUCUGCAUCUCAAACUGAUUUUGAUUUCACCAGAUAUGCUGUCGAAAAUGCCCCUGAAGAUGUAUCUAUUCAAGUUUUGACUCAAUCCAGAGAACCUCUCAUCAGAAGAACCGUCGAAUCGGUCAAAGGUGCCAAGAAGGCCACUAUCCAUACUUAUCUCGCAACUUCAGAUGUCUUCCGUGAUGUUGUCUUCAACAUGACUCAAGAAGAUGCCGUUAAGAAGGCCGUCGAAACCACCAAGCUUGUUAGAUCCCUUACCAAGGAUGAUCCAAACAUGCAAGAAACUGAAUGGAGCUUUGAAUUCUCUCCAGAAUGUUUCUCUGAUACUCCAACUGAAUUUGCUGUUGAAAUUUGUGAAGCCGUCAAGGCUGCUUGGGAACCAACCGUUGAAAACCCAAUUAUUUUCAACUUGCCAGCUACUGUUGAAGUUGCUUCUCCAAAUGUUUAUGCUGAUCAAAUCGAAUAUUUCUGUAACCAUAUUUCUGAACGUGAAAAAGUUUGUGUUUCUGUCCAUCCUCACAAUGACAGAGGAUGUGGUGUCGCUGCUGCCGAAUUAGGUGUCAUGGCCGGUGCUGACAGAGUCGAAGGUUGUUUGUUUGGUAAUGGUGAAAGAACUGGUAACGUUGACUUGAUCACUGUUGCUCUUAACAUGUACACUAACGGUGUUUCUCCAGAAUUGGACUUUUCUGACAUUGAAUCUUUAAUUGAUAUUUCUGAAAGAUGUAACAAGAUCCCAGUUCACCCAAGAUCUCCAUACAGUGGUUCUUUAGUUGUUUGUGCCUUCUCUGGUUCUCACCAGGAUGCCAUCAAGAAGGGAUUUGUCAAGUCUGAAGCCAGAGCUGCUCAAGGUGACGAAUCCUGGGCUAUCCCAUACCUUCCUCUUGAUCCUAAGGAUGUUGGCAGAUCUUACGAAGCUGUUAUUCGUGUAAACUCUCAAUCAGGUAAGGGUGGUGCCGCUUGGAUCAUCUUACGUAGUAUGGGUUUGGAUGUUCCAAGACACAUGCAAGUUGUUUUCUCAUCUAUCGUUCAAACUGAAGCUGACAAGUUAGGUAGAGAACUCAAGGCCGAUGAAAUUGUUCAAUUAUUCAAGACUCAAUUUUUGGACUCUGAAAGUUCCGCCAUCAAAUUGGUCGAUUUCGAUGUCUCAAAGAACAAGGGUAGCGAGUCUGUUCGUUCAGUAGUCGUUGACCUUUCCGUAAACAACACUAGUGAGAGCAUUUCCGGUGAAGGUAACGGUCCAAUUUCAGCAUUUGUUGAUGCUAUUUCCAAAAAGUUCGGCACUCACUUUGAAGUUGCAAACUAUGUAGAACAUUCUUUGGGGUCAGGUACUCAAGUCAAGGCAGCUACAUACAUUGAAUUGAGCUACAUUAACGAAGCUGGCGAGAAGGUUAACCGUUGGGGCUGUGGUAUUCAUUCCGAUGUUUCCCAAGCUUCAAUGCAAGCCAUUAUCUCUGUUAUUAAUUCUUUAAUCGAAUGCAAGGAAAUCUCUAUCUAGAGUUCAACUUGAAUUAUGGAUUAGAGUGAGCUUGUUAUUGAGUAGUUCUAAUCCAAUUGACUUUAUAUAUACAAUAAUAAAAUACUACGUAUUCAA
This is a messenger RNA of [Candida] anglica, 1957 nucleotides long. The record is from the annotation of a GenBank genome assembly. NCBI's taxonomy places the organism in Eukaryota, Fungi, Ascomycota, Pichiomycetes, Serinales, Debaryomycetaceae.